UAAUUAAACCCUUUCCAUCUCUAAAAACAAAAACAAAACCAGAACCUCUCUCACCACUGUUUCUCUAAAAAAGCUGCGCUAAUAAAUAAUCUUACAGCCGAUCACCUCCUGCUGCAGCUGCAGGUUUCCGUCUGCAGGUAAAUUUUAUCAUCCUUGAAUUCUAAUUCCUGGUGCCUUUUACAAGGGUUGAGGUAUCUAAAACAUUGGUUCCAGCAAUAUAGUACAUGUCCACAAUGGAUCUGAAUCGUAAAGGUAUAUCCUGGGUUGGAAAUUUUUUCCAGAAGCUUGAAGCUGUGUGCCAAGAGGUGGAUGAUAUUGUGAGCAAGGAUACAGUUAAAUAUGUUGAAAACCAGUUGCAAAAUAUGGGUGGAAAUGUGAAAAAGUUCUAUUCCGAUGUUGUCCAAGAUGCAUUAGUGGAUUCUGUAAAGCGUGAAGCUCAAGCUGUGGCUUUGAAAAGUAAUGCUGCUAUUGGCACCUAUUUGAAGUCAAUGAUGGGUGAUGAAAAAAAGCAGGAAGUUACUGCCAUAAUGCAAUCAAAUGUGCAGCCCGAAGCAGUUGAUCUUGUGACAAAACAGCUGCCAGAUGCAUUAAAUGGGUCUCACCUUAAAAGUCUAACUCCUCCAACUUCUGUAGAUUCUCUUGAGGAGGCAGUGACAGACAAAACUCUCCAAAAGGUUGAUGAUGUUCCAACAAGAGAAAAUCCAAAUGAGAGCACUGAAGAAAAUGCAAUAGAGGAGUCUGCACCUGAGGUGUUGGAAUUAAAUUCUCCAGGUGAUGAAGAAUCCUCUGAAGCUUUAUUUUCUGGUGAGUUUAAUGUUGAUAAUCAUGAAAAUGCAAUAGAGGAGUCUGCACCUGAGGUGUUGGAGUUAAUUUCUCCAGGUGAUGAAGAAUCCUCUGAAAAUUUAUUUUCUGGUAAGUUUAAUGAUGAUAAUCAUGAAAAUGCAUUUGGAGUUCUGGCUGAGGUUUCACCAGCAUCUUCAUUGCAUAGUGUGGAUUUCCAAUCUUGCCCAAAAAUGGGAACAGUUUGUGAUAGCCUUGUAGAUGUCACUGAGGUUGUUUCUGAUGUUUCAAGUGUUCUUACUUAUUCUGAAACAUCCUUUUCAGUUGUAUAUGGUGAGAAAAUAAUACAAGAGAUGAGGUCUUUAUCUGCCUGCAGUUCCCUGUUAGCAGAAUCUUUUAGUCUGUCCGGAAAAUCACCUGACAACUCCCUGGAUGCAUUAUCUUGUAAUUAUUCUGGCGAUUGUGUUUGUGAUAAUUCCAGUAAGCUCCCCUCUUCUCCACCAGCUCCAAUUAUCUCCUGUAAGAAUAAGUCAGUCGAGUCAGGACUUGGUUCCUCCAGCAGUAUACUAUCAUUGGAAUCCAUUGAAGAAGACACUUCCAGAAUUAAGGAAAUUUUGUCUCUGAAUGAAUCAUCUGAAUCUGCUCUAGCUUGGGGUUUAUCCAUUCUGACUGGCCUUUUACACCAUAUUUGGUUGCAUAGAAGGGGAGGGAAGUGAAGAGAAGAGCUUGAGGAAAGGGAAAUUGAAAAAAGAAAGGGGAAAUUACUCAAAAAAAAAGAAAAGAAAAGAAAGGGGAAAGAAAAUAUUUCUCAGCGUGCUUGGAUGUAGAGGGAAAGAGAAAGGGAAGGAAAAUUACUAAAUUAUAAAUUAUCAAUUAAUUAUGAAGAUGUAAAAAUUAUUUCAUAAAAAGUCAAAAUUUUUCAAGGGCAUAAGAGUAAUUUUAUGGUUUAGUAAAUAGUAAAAAAUUGGUAGGACCCAUAGAAACCCGUUCUCUCCGCAUUUCCUUUCUUUCCUCCCUUUCAUUUUAACCAAACAAAGGAGAAUGGAUCCCUUCUCUUCCCUUCUCUCCCCUUUCGUCCAAAAAGAAAAAAAUAAUAAUAAUAAUGUUAGUGUUGGAUGUUAUCUAGAAUGUUUACAUCAUGGGGUAAAAAAAUCCUUUUUUACUUGGACAUGGUCCUAUGCAUUCUGUUUCAUAGUCAAUUAAAUUUAAUGUUGAAGACUACAGCAGUUGAUGUAUCAUACACCUUUGGUACCAGAAGGAAUGGUCGUCAUUCUGUGUGGUUGAAUAUAAUUGUAGCUAGUCUGAUUCUCAUGAUAUUUUUGUUUCUGACAUAAUGACUGGAGUGCCCUUCGGACUGCAUUAGCAAG
Quercus lobata is the source of this 2147-nucleotide messenger RNA. RefSeq lists its product as uncharacterized. Gene Ontology annotation, biological process: response to stress. The coding region runs from base 225 to 1496 and encodes 423 amino acids. Gene Ontology annotation, cellular component: phagophore; autophagosome. The transcript has 5 exons. The record is from RefSeq and is a predicted model, not a curated record. NCBI's taxonomy places the organism in Eukaryota, Viridiplantae, Streptophyta, Magnoliopsida, Fagales, Fagaceae.